AUGGGCAAGUCUGUCAACAAGAAAAAGUCGCAGUCCGGCCUCUCCACCCCUCCCACACUAUCCACCACCCCGCCCAACAAGGCGCUCUACCCCACCAUCUCCCUCCGCUCGUCCUCCCCUUCCUCCAUCGCUUCCCGGGAGAACGACCACGCCCAAGGCAGCUCCGCCCCUUCCACCCAGCUGUCUGCCCGUUCGUCUCUGAUGAACGUCCUCACCAAACCGCGGCACUCGCCCAUGUCGUCGAUCUCGGGCGGCGAGGGCCUGAUGACACCCGAGGAGGAGUACUCUGACCUCUCCACGGUCAGCAGCUACGCCUCUAGCAUCAUCUCUGGUACCCACAACAAGGAGAGCGUGGGGGUGGAAGAGAUUGCCAAGGUGUAUGAGGAUUAUUUGGAGACGCCGUUUGUGCAGACACAGGCUACGAUCAAGCAUAGCGAAUUUGGGCAUGACAACAACCCGAAUUGGAGGUGGACCAGUCAGUGGAACCCGAACGAGGCGAUUCAUGCCGAGGAAGAGCCUCAACCGUCAUACAUGACUUUGCUGAGUACAUACACCAGUUACAUCCUCCUCAUCGUCAUCGGACACAUCCGUGACUUUUUCGGCAAGUAUUUUACUCCCCAGAACUAUGCCCACCUCAUGCCCCAGAACGGCUACGCCGCUCUGAACUCUGAUUUCGACUCGUUCUACACCCGUCGCUUGAAGCAGCGUCUCGACGACUGUUUCGCCCGCCCCACCACCGGUGUCCCUGGCCGUACCGUCGUAUGCUACGACCGUGUCUCCAACGACCAGAACAACAACUUUCACUUUACCGGUACUUCCACCCGCGCCCUCAACGUCUCGUCCUACAACUAUCUCGGGUUCGCCUCGUCCACUGGCGGGUGUGCUGAUGCCGUCGAGCUCGCUAUCAAGCGAUACGGUGUGGCCUCUGGCGGUGUACGACAUGACGCGGGUACUACCGACUUGCACAUCCAGUGCGAAAAGCUCGUCGCCAAGUUUAUGGGUGUGGAGUCUGCCAUGAUCCACUCGAUGGGCUACGCCACCAACUCGACCACCAUCCCCGCCCUCGUCGGUAAAGGCUGCCUCGUCAUUUCCGACGAGUUCAACCACGCCUCGAUCCGAACGGGUGUCCGUAUGAGCGGUGCCGCCAUGCGAUGGUUCAAGCACAACGACAUGAAGGCUUUGGAAAAGUUGUUGAGGGAGGUUAUCAGUCAGGGUCAGCCGAGGACGCACAGGCCUUGGAAGAAGAUUUUGGUCAUUGUGGAGGGAUUGUUCUCGAUGGAGGGAAGUUUGGUGCCUUUGCCCAUUCUCAUGGACCUCAAGAGGCGUUACAAAUUUUACUUGUACGUCGACGAAGCCCACUCUGUUGGUGCUAUGGGCCCCAACGGCCGAGGCGUCUGCGACUAUUUCGGUAUCGACCCCCGCGAAAUCGACAUUCUCAUGGGCACCGUCACAAAGUCUUUCGGUGCUGCCGGCGGCUACGUCGCCGGCUCCAAAGAGCUCAUCGACCGUCUCCGCGUCCGAUCCCAUGCUACCGCCUACGCCGAGUCUGUCUCCCCCGCCGUCCUUGCCCAGAUCAUCGCCUCCAUGGGCAGCAUCAUGGGCAUCGCCCCCCCUCUCGCCGCGCCCGCCGACGACGAUUCCGACGCUCUCUCCAUCGCCUCCCGUCCUGCCGUAUACGGCCCCGCCCCCGCCUCCCUCCUCCCGCCAUGGCUCACCCUCCCUCCCCAGCUCUUGAAUGGUACAGAGGGCCGCGAGCGUCUCCGCCGUAUCGCCUUCAACGCCCGCUACCUCUCCUCCGGGCUGCGUAAACUCGGCUUCAUCGUCUACGGCAACCGCGACUCCCCCAUCAUCCCUCUCCUCAUCUACCAACCCGGCAAAAUGGGCUACUUUUCACGCAUGAUGCUCGAACGCGUCGGGGCAGACAAGACGCCCAUCGUCGUCGUCGUCGUCGCCUACCCCGCCACGCCCCUCAUCACCUCGCGCGUGAGGUUUUGCCUGAGUGCGAGCCAUACGAAGAAUGAUAUUGAUUUGAUCUUGAGGGCGUGUGAUGAGGUGGGGGAUGUGCUUGGGUUGAAGUAUGCGAGGCAGGAGAUGAGUGUGGAGGAGGUUGUUGGGAGUGCGGAGGAGUUGGUGGCUGCUUCGAGCGUUUAA
This is a messenger RNA of Cryptococcus wingfieldii CBS 7118, 2151 nucleotides long. RefSeq names its product serine palmitoyltransferase. The transcript has 5 exons. Gene Ontology annotation, molecular function: pyridoxal phosphate binding; serine C-palmitoyltransferase activity. Gene Ontology annotation, biological process: sphingosine biosynthetic process; ceramide biosynthetic process. Gene Ontology annotation, cellular component: serine palmitoyltransferase complex. Lineage: Eukaryota; Fungi; Basidiomycota; Tremellomycetes; Tremellales; Cryptococcaceae. The record is from RefSeq and is a predicted model, not a curated record. Bases 1 to 2151 code for a protein of 716 amino acids.